Messenger RNA from Cladophialophora yegresii CBS 114405, 924 nucleotides. RefSeq lists its product as uncharacterized. The coding region runs from base 1 to 924 and encodes 307 amino acids. Lineage: Eukaryota; Fungi; Ascomycota; Eurotiomycetes; Chaetothyriales; Herpotrichiellaceae. The transcript is spliced from 2 exons. The record is from RefSeq and is a predicted model, not a curated record.
AUGGCUACGGAAAUAGGUAACAAAGCAUGGGAAACAUUCCUGGACCAACACAACUCAAUCGUGUCCUUACUGGAUACUCAUGCCUCGUUACUCGUCGAGAUGCGGAAACUCUGCGAUGACAAGAGCGCCACACGAUCAUUGAUUCUGGGGCGUCUCAACGUCACGGAGAAGUCAAUCGCAACAUUCAAACAGUCAACAGAGUCAUUGCAAGAAGUGAUGAAGCGAGAGGAGCAGGUCGUCGGUGAGGAAUCGAAGGCACCUGAAACAGAGGUCCCGACUAUCCCAAUUCGUCCGACAAAGAAGCCGACGUCGCAGAAGUCUGUAAAGGCCGUACCUGACCCGAGCGGCUUCUUUACCAUCGACCCUAACCCCACACCAAUUGAACAGCUCUACAAACAGAAACCGGGCAAAGAGAAGCCAGCUGGCUUGGCGAAGGCAAAAGAGAACCCAAAGCGAAAGGUGGAAGCUGAUCGGCCGCCCCGAGCGGAGCAGGCAAACGAAGAAGAGCCAAAACGAAAGAGAUCUAAGAAGGACCACGAGCGCAAAGUCACACCUCCGCCUCCUGCCGAGGACGAGAAGGCCGAAGGGGUGCAGGAACCCGAUGACGACGACGACGACUUCGUGAAAGCAGUGGAGGCAAGGGCCAAGGCCAGGGAAGAGAAGAAGAGGGCCAAAGCAAACAAGAAACGGAAGCGACAGAGUGACGACUCGACAGAAGGUGCGAACUCUACCAAGAACAAGAAGCGGAAAGGGGACCACGAAACCAAGUCUGAAGCUUCAGCACCGCCUGCGGUCGCACAAGAAGAACAAAAGCAAAAUGACAAGAGACCGUUUGCGCAAGCAGACCUCGACCAAGAUGCCGAUAGUGGAAAGACUGGCGGGCGGAGAAAGAGACUGCGGAAUGGCAAGCAGUCAAAGGCGUGA